AUGGCGCCCACCCAGAAACAACCCGUCUAUGUCCUCGGCGUGGGUAUGACCAAGUUCAUAAAACCCCGCGGCAAGGUCGACUACCCGGAGCUGGGCUUCGAAGCCGGCGUCAAGGCCAUGCUCGACGCGCAGAUCAAUUACGACGACGUCGACCAGGGCGUCGCAUGCUACUGCUACGGCGACAGCACCUGCGGCCAGCGUGUCUUCUACCAGUUCGGUAUGACGGGUAUCCCCGUCUACAACGUAAACAACAAUUGCUCAACCGGCUCGACGGGGCUGUACAUGGGGCGCAACAUGAUUGCGCAUGGCGCCAGUGACUGCGUGCUAGUCGUGGGCUUCGAGAAGAUGUUCCCAGGUAGUCUGCAGACGUUCUUCCAGGAUCGCGCGAACCCAACGAGCACGACGAACUUAGUAAUGAAGGAGACGAGGGGGAUCACGAAGGCGCCUGGUGCGGCGCAACUGUUCGGCAACGCAGGACGAGAGCACAUGGAGAAAUACGGCUCGAAGCUCGAAGACUUUGCGGAAAUUGGCCGCAUCAACCAUGCCCACUCCAAGAACAACCCUUACUCCCAAUUCCAAGACGAAUACACCCUCGACCAGGUCCUCAAAUCCACCAUGAUCCACGAGCCCCUCACCAAGCUGCAAUGCUGCCCUACUUCCGACGGCGGCGCCGCCGCCGUCCUCGUCUCGCAAUCCUUCCUCGAUGCCCGCCCCCACCUCAAGAAGCAAGCCAUCCUCAUCGCAGGUCAGUGCCUCGCCACCGACACCCCGCAGCUCUUCAACCGCUCCGCCAUCGAGCUCGUCGGCUUCAGCAUGUCCGAACUCGCUGCCAGAACGGCCCUCGCCGAGGCCAAGACGGAUCCCAAGGACGUCCGCGUUUGCGAAGUGCAUGACUGCUUCUCCGCCAACGAGAUGGUCACCAUCGAGGCUCUCGGUCUCGCGGCAAAGGGAAAAGCCCAUGAACUCAUCAGAAAAGGAGGCAUUACGUACGGGCCCAACUCCCAGGUGGUCAUCAACCCCUCGGGUGGCCUCAUCUCAAAGGGGCACCCCCUCGGCGCAACAGGCCUUGCGCAAUGCGCGGAGCUCGUGUGGCACAUGCGUGGGUGGGCCAACAACCGCAGCGUGAAAGACACCAAGGUCGCUUUACAACACAAUCUCGGGCUUGGCGGGGCCGUGGUGGUGACGGUGUACAAGCGCGCUGAUGGGAGUGCGGCGACAGAUGUUAGUAGCGAGGAGGUGGGCAAGAUCAAUGGGCUCGGAUAUAAUCCUGCAGUUGUAGCGAAGGGGUUUACGAAGGAGCAGGUUGACAGAGUGCGGAGCAAGAAAGCGAGGAGUGAGUGGGCGCUGCAGGAUACGGAGCAGAAGGUGGAGGCGAGGUUUUAG
Didymosphaeria variabile is the source of this 1383-nucleotide messenger RNA. RefSeq lists its product as uncharacterized. The record is from RefSeq and is a predicted model, not a curated record. The transcript is spliced from 2 exons. Gene Ontology annotation, molecular function: acyltransferase activity, transferring groups other than amino-acyl groups. Lineage: Eukaryota; Fungi; Ascomycota; Dothideomycetes; Pleosporales; Didymosphaeriaceae. Bases 1 to 1383 code for a protein of 460 amino acids.